AUGGAUGAACAUACAAAAGUAUCUGAUAAUCUAAGUGUUCUAAAUGAUAUUAUUUUUGGAUUAGAAACUAUUGGAGUCAAGAUUGACGAUGAAGAUAAAGCUUUGAGACCCAUAUGGUCUCUUCCGUCUUCCUAUGAGCAUAUUAAACCGAUUUUGGUAUAUGGGAAGAAAACUUUGAGUUUUGAAGAAGUUGCUAGUAAAAUUAUUUCUGAAGAAAGAAGAUUGAAAGGUGAGGAUAAUACUUCAUCAAACUCAAUAUUGGUCGCUAGAGGAAGGCCUUAUAUGAAAAAAAACAAUGAAACAUGUGUAAGAUGUUGGAAGUGUGAAAAGAUUGAAUAUAUAAAGUAUAAGUGUCCUGAUGGAGCAGCGUCAGAGAAUAGUUCUGAUUCAAAUACUAGCACUGUCUCUCUCGCGCUGUGA
Messenger RNA from Vicia faba (fava bean), 420 nucleotides. Lineage: Eukaryota; Viridiplantae; Streptophyta; Magnoliopsida; Fabales; Fabaceae. The record is from the annotation of a GenBank genome assembly.